GGCGGAGUAAAACCUCUCGCCUCUUCCUCUCUGGCUUUAACAACUUCAGUGGAAUAACGAAAGGACAAAGAGGAUACGAUCUAGAUUCUAGACAAACCUUCUUUAUAACCAGAAGAGUCGUUAAACAGUUGGAAGGGCGAAGACAGAAUUAUGAAUCUUCCGGAGGUGAAGGCGUGAGUGGAGCCGGUCUCCCACGGACAGCCCAGCAUGGACAGCUUCUUUAAGGCUGCUGUGUGCGACCUGGACAAGCUGCUGGAUGAUUUUGAGCUCAAUACAGAUGAGCAUGAGUGCAGAUCAGUCUCCCUGUCGCCUCCCUCAUAUCCCGGCCACUCUCUGGGCGCCCAGGGUUUCCUUCCGGAACCCUCCAAAGUUCCAGUUCCACACUCUCUCCCUGACCUCAACUCCCUGCACUACGGCUCUGCUUCCAGCUCCCCCGACCAUCCUAGCCCCAGUUCUGUGGAGUGUGAGACCAAGGCCCGGCCCCUCACUGGGGUGGACCUGCUCUCCUCUGUAGACGGCCGGGGGUCAGCUAAGAGCUCUGCACCGCCCUGCCCAGACCGGGCCCUGAAGCCUGUGUGUGAUCUGGUCAGUGACACAGGCUCAGCCCACCUCCUCCAGGCCAACAGCCACACCGCCUUCAGUAAGCUGGAUGUGGCAGAGAGCCGGCUGGAGGAGGAGCUUCUGGUGGACUUCACCAGCCCCGUGGUGGCUUUGCCUAGGGAAGCCUCAGCAGGCCUGGGUCUGGGUCCCGGACAUGGGAGUACUGAGGGGAGGGAGGCUCUUGGCGGGGGAGGGGAGGUGCUGCUGGGGCUGGACUCUGGUGGUUAUGCUGCCUCUCUCAGUCUGCUCGAUGUGAUUUUGCCUGCUGCUGUGGAGAGAGCCUGUGAGCCCACAAAUCCCCCCUCGCUGAGAAACUCUGAGUCUGGAGAGACGGAGGGAGAGGAGGCGGGCAUAGAGGUGUCACUUAUCAACUGUCAACUGGAGAACUCACCUGACCACCAGGACCAGCCUGUAGUCCUGCCCGUUGCCAUGGACACCAAGACAGAGGACACACCCACGUGUGAUAUCGCCACAGAUGUCAGGGAUGAGAGCGAGGGGUACUCUGAGCUGGCUGAAGUAGAGAGUUCUGGGAGCUGCACUGGACAGGAACCUAACUCUGAGGACUGCAGUGGCUUUGUGUCUGAGAGCCCCUCAGCCCUGUCCUGCCUGCCCAUGGCCGUGUCCAUGUGCAGGGCCCUGGUGGCCUCCAAGAACCCUGAGGAGGCCAUGGGAGGAGGGUUAGAGGUAGCUGAGGCUGUCCCAACUGAGAACUUAGAGGCAGUGUCCCUGUCUGCAUCUGAGGUGCAGGGGGAAGUCAGUCUCCCAGAGAACCCUGGGACUGUGGAGGAUUGUACCAGCCCUGAUUCUGCCCCUGAAGACCUCUCAGUCCAGUCCCCUAAUACAGAGAGCCCAGAGAUGACAACUAUGCCUUUCCACCUGGCUGUCUCAGCUCCCCCCGUCUCCCAGGUCAGCUUCUCUCAAGUGGAGGUCCAGCCGGCCCCCAUGUCUCCAGAGCGACCUGCGUCCCCUCCCUCAGAGCCCAGCCUAAGCCCGGUGGACCCCCCUGAGUUUGGCUUUGAGUACCUGCCGGAGAGUGACCAGGCUGGGCUGCUGGUGACGGAUGAGGAGCUGGAUGCUUUCCUCCGUGGGGAGGCUCAAGGUGAGGAGGACCAGGGAGUCCCUCACUGCGAGAGGCCCGGGGAGAACCUCCAGGACGAGGGCUUCUCUGAGCUCAAUGGGGACCUGGAGGAGCGGCUGGUGGAGGAGGAGCUGCAGAGCUACAGCCGGAGCCGAGGGGAGGGGUUGGCCUACCUGGAUAGCGACAGGACCUCGUCCGCGUCUGCAGAGGGAAGUGUGAGCUUAGCCCCCUCCAUGCCCUCCCAGGACCCCAGUAGUCCCAGUAACCUCCCACCACCCUACUUUGGAGGGGCCCGACCCAAACAGCUGCACUGCCAAGCAACCAGGGCACCUCCAGCAGUAGGGGAGGACCAGGGGCCCAGUAGCCCCACAGAUAGCACCGACGCUGGGGAGGAGGUGGACCAGAGCCCCUCUCCUCCCAGCCCCAAUCUUGCUCAGGACCCCUCUAAACUGGGUGUGCCCUGCCCAGGGUACUCCCCAACAGAGCCCUACGUGAGCAGUGUGGGGUACAACGAGCUGUCGGAGCCCCCACCCUACCCUGGUGAGCCUGCUGAGGAGGGGUCUGGGUCCUCAGAGGGGAGGGAGGUGGAGGAUGAGAAUGGGCUGGGGUGCAAGCAACCCCCCUGGGUGCCAGAUUCGGAGGCUCCCAACUGUAUGAACUGCUGGCAGAAGUUCACGUUCACCAGGAGGAGGCACCACUGCCGGGCCUGUGGGAAGGUGUACUGUGCCAUGUGCUGCAACAGGAAAUGCAAGCUGAAGUACCUGGACAAGGAGGCCCGGGUGUGUGUCAUCUGCUUCGAGACCAUACACAGAACCCAGGCUCUGGAGCGUAUGAUGAGUCCGACAGGUCCGAGCCCGAACCCCAACGUCCCGUCAGAGUACUGCAGCACAAUCCCCCCCCUGCAACAGGCCCGGGCUGCAGGCACCCUCAACUCCCCUCCGCCCACCGUCAUGGUGCCAGUCUCCGUGCUCAAAACCCCCUGCAGCGACGGUUGUCCUCGUGAGCAGAAGCGUGUGUGGUUUGCAGAUGGCAUCUUGCCCAACGGAGAGGUGGCCGACACCACCAGGCUCUCUGUGACUGGCAGAAGGAGUUCCCAGGAGUCCAGCCCUGUCACACCAGACCCCCCUAUGGCUGGCAGCAGAGUAUCCCCUGGCUUUGCAGCGGUGUCUGAGGGUGGUACGUUGGCCCCUGAGGUCCCAGCAAAGUUGGAGGUUGUGCGCCCCCCAGUGUCAGGGCCCUGGGACUACAGCCUGCUGUGUGGGCUAGGGAGCUGCGUAGAGAGGAGCCCCAGUCUGCUGCCAGAGGAUGACGAGGGCCUGCCACCUCUACUCAUCACCACCGGAGAAGAGGAGGGGGGAGGAGAUCUAUUGGUGGAGGAGCGACCUGCCCCCUGCCAGAUCCUGCUCCUAUUGGAGGAGGGAGGCCCACGACCUUUAACUUUUGUCCUCAACGCCAACCUGCUGGUCAAUGUCAAACUAGUCAGCUACUGCAGUAGGAAGUGCUGGUGUCUGGGCUCCAGUGGUCUACAGACAGUAGGGCAGAGGGAGGUAGUGUUCAUCCUGGAGUGUCUGUCUGAGGAGAGAUCUCUGCCCAAAGACCUGUUCACGCUGUACCUCUCCAUCUAUCAGGACGCACAGAGGGGGAAGUUUGUGGAGGAGCUGGGUAACGUGGCGUUCACAGGUAGUUUCCUGGGUAGUAAGGAGCACGGCGGGGUGCUGUUCUUCUCCCCUACCUUUCAGGCCCUGGAGGGCCUCUGUCUGCCUCCACAGCCCUUCCUCUGUGGCCUGCUCAUCCAGAGGCUGGAGGUGCCCUGGGCCAAGGUCUUCCCCCUUAGACUGCUUCUACGGCUGGGAGCAGAACACAGUGUGUACCCCAGUACGCUGGUCAGCGUCCGCUUCAGAGAGACUGUGUUCAGAGAGACCGGACACACCAUCAUGAACCUGCUGGCUGACCUGAGGAACUACCAGUACAGUCUGCCUGCCGUGGAGGGCCUGAGGAUCCACAUGGAGAUGGGCCACAGCUACAUAGACAUUCCCAAGAGUAGCUUUACUGAGAUGCUGAAGGUGGUGAACGCAUCUAACGAGCAUGUGAUCAGUGUGGGCGCUGGCUUCAGCUCGGAGGCCGAUUCCCACCUGGUCUGUUUCCAGAAUGACGAGGGCAACUACCAGAGCCAGGCCAACAGCCAGCCUGGAAAGACACGCACAGUUACGGGGGCCAGCUUCGUGGUAUUCAACGGUGCUCUGAAGGCUUCGUCAGGCUUCAUCGCCAAGUCAAGCAUCGUGGAGGACGGUCUGAUGGUGCAGAUCCCCCCAGAGACCAUGGAGGCCCUGCGCGCCGCCCUGAGGUUGCAGACGGACUUCCACAUCCCCUGUGGCAAGGCCGACGGAGGGGAGCUCCGGGACAACAUCACCGUGCGCUGGGUCGACUGGAGUGCACCCGUCAACGCUGGUGUGACCAGUGGUGUGGACGGGAAGCCUCUGGAGGGGGUCCACAGUGUGAGGAUUCAGCAGGACACAGAGUUUGAGUCGGACGGACGCACCAUCAGGUGUACUGAGGUGUUCUACGUGUUGAAGAAUCCAGACGUGAUCCUGUCUGCGGUGCUGCCGUCCUGCUGUGUGUUCCAGAGGGAGAUGGCUGUGGCCAGCUGUAGUGCUCUGACCCCUCACCUCUCUGUCCUGUCGGCCAGCGGCAUCAACUCCCUCGCCCUCCGAGUCUCCACACAAACAGACAUGGUGGAGUACCAGGCGGGUUCGGGAGGCAGGCUCCUACCCCAGCGCUAUAUGAACGAGCUGGACAGUGCUCUGAUCCCUGUCAUCCACGGAGGCUUGGCCAGCGUACCACAGACAGCCAUGGACAUGGAGUUUAUCUUCUACAUUACACACACCAUUUAACACACACACAGUCUCACACAUGGAAACACACACACUUUUAAACACACACAGUACGUGCAAAUACGAACACGCACAUAAACACGCAAGUUCAGUUGCACACACACAAACUUUUAGACACACACGCAGCCUGGAUGUCUUUGCACAGAGAAAAACGCUAGAGCUCAGAGGACCAUGGACAUUCUGGCAGGACCUGAGGACACAAACAGCCAUUAAGACAUGGCUUGUGACCGGGCUGAGGAGACAUGCACAGCCAAUCAGGCGUAGCUAACGACUGAACUAAAGACACGCCGCCAAUGUCAGGACAUUCCCACAUAAUCUCUCACUGGAGGCCAGAGGUGUAGGCCUUUGUCCCUGGAUGGACAGUGGGGAAACUGGAACACGGACGUGACUUUCUGUCUAAGAAAAGUCCCUAACGCUGCUUUAACACACAAGGCCAAACACUAAACACACAACAACAACCAAAAAAACAACCCAAACUAUCCUGACACUGACUAUUCUCAUCUCUUCCUGUUCUGCCUUCUUGGCUCCUUGCUGGUAUCGGUCUGUCAGCCAGUCAAGGAGCACCUUGAUGAAUGUUUCCAACAAACAAAGAUGUAUUCACUGUAUAUUUAGAAUGACCACAUGGUAAGAAAUUAUGAAUUAUAAUGAUGUUACUUGAUUGACAGCUGUACACCACACUUGAGAAGAGCAGCACGAGACUCUGUCGAUGUGAAAGGUUAAUCGUCAUUUGAGGAUGUGAAUGCUAUUUUAGAAUGAGGAAAUGGCCUAUGUGGCAAUUCUGAAGUAGCUUCUCGUAAGCCUGCCAUUCUAGAAUGAGGUUUGAAACUUCCUCUCUCUUCAACAGAGUGUGCAGCCAUGUGGCAGACCAGUGGUAUCUGGAUGUUAUGUGGGAAGUUCCCUGACACUGUCCCGUCUUGUCCAAAUGUGUAGAAGGUAUAUGUCGCAUAUACAAAUUGUAUUGAGAUUUUUUUUAGGUUUAAAGUACUAUUUUUGGAAACAGUUCCUUAAAUGGAAUCAAAGUUUAUAUUUUCGAUAGGAUGUUGGCUAGCUGAGUCACUUUCGCAGGUGUAGUACCGAUAAAUUCAGAGGAGCACAGAGAAAAAUAUGUGAAGAGUUCCCUUUAGUCCCCUUGAUGUCAACUGAAAUGUAACAUACCAGUGGGAUUAGUCCACCAAGUCGAACCAAAUACUGAACAUUUGCACACAAAAAUAUAAAUACAAAGGCAUUGAUUCACUUUCCUAUUUGGAAAAGAUGAGACUCUCACGAACACGAUGGUGUUCUCCAUUUUGAUCUACGUCCCCCACAAGCGUCUUGGGACUUGGCUGAAGUCUGUACAGACCAAUUGCCAACUUCUGUCUGUAGCGUCCCAACAGUUUGGGCUACACAGUAAAAUGACCCAUAUGUGUAAAGGUGAGACUCGCGACCACGCACAUGUCAGUUGUUUUCCUCUAGUACGCCCACAGGCCUCACAAGACUUGUCUGAAGGUACCUGGUACCCGUCAACAAAAUUGUAUUCAGACCCCUUGACUUCUUUCACAUUUAGUUAGGUUACAGCCUUCUUCUGAAAUUGAUUCAAUAAAAAUUGUUCCUCAUCAAUCUACACAACACCUCAUAAUGACAAAGCAAAAACAGGUUUUUAGAAAUAACAACUUAUUUACAUGAGUAUUCAGACCCUUUACUAUGAGGCUCGAAAUGGAGCUCAGGUGCAUCCUGUUUCUAUUGUUCAUCCUUGAUGUUUCUACAACGUGAUUGGAGUCCACCUGUGUUAAAUUCAAUUUAUUGGACAUGAUUUUGGAAAGGCACACACCUGUCUAUAUAAUGUCCCACAGUUGACACUGCAUGUCAGAGCAAAAACCCAAGCCAUGAGGUCGAAGGAAUUAUCCGUAGAGUUCCGGGACAGGAUUGUGUUGAGGCACAGAUCUUUGGAAGGGUACCAAAGUAUUUCUGCAGCAUUGAAGUUCCCCAAGAACACACAGUGGCCUCCAUCAUUCUUAAAUGGAAGAAGUUUGGAACCACCAAGACUUUUCCUUCCUAGAGCUGGCCGCCUCACCAAACUGGCCUGAAUGCCAAGGGUCAUGUCUGGAGGAAACCUGGCACCAUCCCUACGGCGAAGCAUGGUGGUGGCAGCAUCAUGCUGUGGGGAUGUUUUUUCAGCAGCAGGGACUGGGAGAUUAGUCAGGAUCGAGGUAAAGAUGAACGGAGCAAAGUACAGAAAGAUUCUUGAUGAAAACCUGCUCCAGAGUGUUCAGGACCUCAGACUCAAACAGGACAAUGACCCUAAGCACAUAGCCAAGACUACACAGGAGUGGCUUUGGGACAAGUCUCUGAAUGUCCUUGAGUGGACUUGAACCCGAUCUAACAUCUCUGGAGAGACCUGAAAAUAGCUGUGCAGCAACGCUCCCCGUCCAUCCUGAGAGCUUGAGAGGAUCUGUACACCUCUCCCACACACACAUUGUGUCACCUCAAUGCUUCCAUAUAUGGUAGUGUUAUAUGUUCUAGUUCCCAUGUCCUGUCCAGCAGUAACAGGAUGUGCUGCAUAAAUAAAUGACUGAUUUAAAGGUGGCUGCUGUAUCCUCACUAGCACAUUGCUUAGCUUACCUGAUAGUUUCUGUCCUCAGUGAUUCUAUAUUUUCUAUUGUGAGGACUGUGCGCUGUCUUGUUGAAAUGUCAGUCACUUACAGAAUCUUAUGUACAGUAUUUAGGCCCCAGACCUGGGAGAAAUGGGUAGUUUGUCUAAGAGUGAUUUCAUAAGAAAGCGUUGCCAUUAACCACCAGGUUAAGGUCAUGUUUCAUCUUCUUGUGGUUAAGGUUUGGGUUAGGUGAUAUGUAGUUAUGGGUAACUGCUGCCGUGACUCAUGUAUGUGCUAUAAGCUGACUGAAUUGGGACAACAUAUUUUGAUUUUAUAUUAAACACCUGAGAUCUUUAAGUUCUUGUUAGGAGUUCCAACUGUUAGCUAAAGUAAAUGCUCCAUUGAUGUGAACAUCCACAUGAGAGAUGGAGAGCGUGAGAAUAGUUUUCAAGAAAUGUACAUAAUGAUAGAUUUUCUGUCAUUUGUAUCAGGAGUACAUUUGUUUUCAAGGUAAAAAAAAAAAAAUGUAUUCUUCUCACUAUGAGUGAUUUUAAGAGAACUUUACAAUUAGUAAACUUUCCAAUUCCCAAAAAUAAUAAUCCAAUUCAAAGUAUAUUUUUGCUUUAAAAAGGUUAAAAUGUAUUGUUUUAUGUCAUUCACCCGUAUUUAUUCAUUAACACCAGCUUUAUUUGGUAAACCUGGUAUCUGGGUCUCAUUGAGCUCUUCAAACAAUAUUCAUUUAUAAAUAUUUCACCUUUACUAAAUAAAAUCAUAGCUUUAUGCAAAUUG
This is a messenger RNA of Oncorhynchus kisutch (coho salmon), 7928 nucleotides long. Its product is annotated as zinc finger FYVE domain-containing protein 16. Gene Ontology annotation, biological process: endosomal transport. The coding region runs from base 208 to 4569 and encodes 1453 amino acids. Lineage: Eukaryota; Metazoa; Chordata; Actinopteri; Salmoniformes; Salmonidae. The transcript is spliced from 16 exons. Gene Ontology annotation, cellular component: early endosome membrane. Gene Ontology annotation, molecular function: metal ion binding. The record is from RefSeq and is a predicted model, not a curated record.